AAAUUUCACUUGCAGGGGCCUAAAACCCUAACCCCCAACUAUCCUCUGUAGAUCCUAAUUCCAUGUCCCCCUUUUUCUUCUUGAUAUAAUCUCAAUCACCAACCUCUCAACCCUCCUCAUGUUUCGCAAAAUCUGCUUCUCUUUCUCCCGCUCUGCUAAUCUCCACUCCUCAUUCUUUCACAUCCAUACCCCCGGCUCCCAAAUCUCUCACAGGCCAAGUUCUCGCCUUUUCACUUGUAACAGAUUCUCUACGUCUUAUACCAAAAUGGGCGAUACUCAUAAACCCAAAUCCACCAUCCCACAACUUGAUAAGGCAACUAAACCCGAAUUGCUCCGUGCCCUGGAAACCUCUUUGGGCUCCUCAUUCAGCAGAGACCCCAUUUGCCCACCACCGAAUCCUUUAGUCAUUGUAAUUAGCGGCCCUAGUGGGGUUGGCAAAGAUGCCGUUAUCAGGAAAUUAAGAGAAGGGCGAGAAAAUCUGCAUUUUGUUGUAACUGCGACUAGUAGGCCAAUGCGGCCGGGCGAGGUUGAUGGUAAGGACUAUUAUUUUGUGUCGAAGGAGGAGUUUUUAUCAAUGGUGGAAAAAAAUGAGCUGUUAGAAUAUGCACUUGUAUACGGUGAUUAUAAAGGGAUACCAAAAAAGCAUAUUAGGGAGUAUAUGGGAAAAGGGUAUGAUAUUGUGUUGAGGGUAGAUAUACAGGGAGCACAGACAUUGAGGAAGAUAUUGGGGAAUUCUGCCGUGUUUAUAUUUCUGGUAGCGGAAAAUGAGUUGGAGCUUGUGGAGAGGCUUAUUGAUAGGAAGACGGAGACAGCAGAGGCGUUGCUUGUGAGGAUUGCCACCGCCAGAGAGGAGGUUCAGCACGCCAAGCAUUUUGAUUAUGUAGUGGUAAAUGGUGAAGGGAAGUUGGAUAAUGCGGUGAAGCUGGUGGAAUCAAUUAUUGAUGCUGAGAAGGCAAAGGAGAAAUGGGGUAAUUGGCCUGAGGCGGGAGCAUUAGCCGGGCUGUUUGCUCAUUAGCAAGUGAUAUAUGUCAUAUGCAGAGACCUAAUUCAAAGUCAAAUUAAUGGAAAUCAUACCACUGCUUGGAAAUCGCUAUAAUGAUAGAGGGGUACUCGAACGAUUUUAUUUACAGUUCUUCCAUUUGGCAACUUUUUCAAAAGAUUUGUCACUUAUACUUCCUGUUCUCUUUCCCCAAAGUUAACAAAUUUGAAUUCAGUGAACUGGAAAUAAAUAAUUAUUUAAGAGGUCAGAUCGGCACUAAAAGCUUGGGGAUCAUUAAAGAGAUCUCAAGCUCAUAUCUUUCUAGGUGAGAAAGGGGUAUUAGCAUUCGAAGGCUUAAUCUGAUUCUGAUGGUGAUUGCGUUAGAGUGAAUUUGGGAGGUUUUAGUUUCAAGGAAGGGACUGGUUCUUGCCAUGCAACUUAUUUAAUAUCUGGAUGUACAAACAGAUAGAUUUUUUCCCCAGGUGUUAAAUUUUUACUAAUUGUGUGUUUAUGAACAAUGUAGUGCUCCAAAGUCAUGGGUGAUUUCCCUAAGUUGAUGUUCUCAUUUGUUUGUUAGACUGGUGGUUGGUGAAAUUUAUGACUUGCACAAAGCACGAGCAUUUUAGCAAUGAUUGCAAUUGUGAGAUACGUCUGGCACAUCGGCACAGCACUGUGGGGAGCCUUUCACAGUAUGUGCGUUUCCAUCACAUGGGACCAAUCAUGUGAUUCGCGGCCAAUUGCACUGGGGUCUCCUAUGUUCCUUUACCCAUGAUUGGGAAUUGCCGAUAGAAGUUGCUGUCUCAGAUUUUCAAUGUUUGAGUUGGUCACCUGCUUCCUUAAGACUCAACAUCUAAAUCCAUAAAGCUAAUUAAACACCUCCAAUGAUUGUUGGAGAGAGGUGGACCAAGAUCUAUAUCAUAAUUCGUGAAAUGAUAAUUGGCAGACUUGGGUUCAAUGGGAACUUUAACUUGACACAAUGAAACUGAUAUUUCUGUAAAACAUUUUUCUGUAAGCAAUAUGACUACCCAGUUGGCAACAUUUCAGCAUUACAUGACUUUGAAUAGCACUGAUGAUAAGAAGAUAGAAGAUGGCAUAGGUCAAGAAAAAUAUCCAUACAGAUUCUUUCCUUAAAAAAAAUCUGAAAACACAUUUAUCUAAGGAUAGAGGAUCUGAAAACUUGUGAUGUUUAGAGUUUUAAGGCAAACGAGAUCAUUGAAUCAGAUUGAAUUAUUUAGAGGGUGAAACGUAGUUGUUGAUUAAGAAAAUCAGAAUUAGGUGUCAGUUGAUGCCCAAUAUUUGAUGGCUUUAUCGAAUGAAAAAAAUACAAAAAACUCCAACUUGUUCCCACGAAGAGGAAGACCUUGAAUGGCUAGUUGGAUGGCAAUGAGAUUUUAAGUCAGCCUCAUCACACACACACACACACACACACACGCAUAUAUACAUAAAUCAGGAACUUCUCCGUUUUACAAUUUAUAGUACCUACGCAUUUGGUUGCAUAUGUCUGGUCUUUCCCAAAAUGGGCUUGUUCUAGAUUUGCCGGACAUUAACAAAGAGGAUGGCAAACAUAAUAAUCAACUCCAUCGAAAAAAGAAGAAAAAAAAAUUAUGUAGAAGGAUUUAGAGUUGCCUAUUGUACAAUAUGGACGUGAAAAAUUACUAUCCAGAAUAAAAAUUUGGGGUUACCUGUGACGGAUGCCCAAUACAGACGUUGGCAGCCAGCACAGGCUGUCGAGUUGAUUGGAACUCGAGGUACAGCCUCUUUGAGAAGCGGCCAAACCCAGACACAUCAGAAACAGAUCAAAUGAAGUCACAUUUUGUAUCCAUCAAGUCUAAUUGUCACCUUGUAAGCAAAAACAAAGUAUAAAUUAUAAUAUCAAUCAAAAGUGGGUAGAAUAACUACAAACCUUUUCUCAAAUCAACAGUACAAAUAAUUUGUAUAAGAUAAAACCAACACAAUCAACUCCAAACAAAUUCUAUGAAACUAUUCUCCUUCCAGAUCUUGUGUAGUUUACGGUACUAAAAUCAUUUUUUGCUAUUUUAAUUACAAAACAAUCAUUAUCAGUGUUAAAA
Manihot esculenta (cassava) is the source of this 3048-nucleotide messenger RNA. Its product is annotated as guanylate kinase 3, chloroplastic. The transcript has 2 exons. NCBI's taxonomy places the organism in Eukaryota, Viridiplantae, Streptophyta, Magnoliopsida, Malpighiales, Euphorbiaceae. Gene Ontology annotation, molecular function: GMP kinase activity. Bases 119 to 1015 code for a protein of 298 amino acids. Gene Ontology annotation, biological process: purine nucleotide metabolic process. The record is from RefSeq and is a predicted model, not a curated record. Gene Ontology annotation, cellular component: cytosol.